UUUAUGUUUAAAUUCUACGAGAUUCAACUAAACAAGAUUUUUAAAAACUAGCUGAAAUGACUUGAAAUGGGUUGCUGGAUUGUCCUUGUCCCAUGCUUCCAUCAGUGUUCUUCUAGAGGAAAGAAAGAGAAGGACAGAAAAGGGAGGAGAUGGAGCAAGAGGGGAGGGAAAUGUCCUUCAAUUAUCCAGAUUUUUUAGGGAAAACCCACACAGUCAGAAGCUUCCAUGAGCCUUUCAGGACAACGCACAGGCAGCUUUUUUUCUUUCGCAACUCUUGUCUUUUUUAUUUUGCAUACCUGUAGCUUGAAGUGUUGGUGUCAGUGCAUCAGAGACGGGAAGUAACACCAGCAGUUUUUAGAGGAAGUAUGUCACUCUCUCUGUGCUUUGUUUGCCUGCUCCUGACUGCUCUCUGGGGCAGCAGUUGCUUUGCCAAGCCCGCCCCAUUCAACGUGUCAAUGGAGGGCAGCGGGGAUGAACCCGAACUCAUCUUUCCCAUUGCUCGUACCACCCAUGUUCCUCCAUCCCCCUCGCCUCCUCCCAACAUAACAGCCACUUUCAUCCGCAUCAAAGACUUCCUUUUCAACCAGGCAGUGGACUUCCUGAAGGAGAACUUGCUUCUCAUCAUUGUCGUGACCUCUCUGUUGGUAGUCAUCAUCUUCAUCGUCUGCUGCGCUUCAGCGAUGAGCCACAAACGCAAGCUUGAGGCCUACUAUCCUCCAAAGACCUACGCACCCAGGAAAUACAUGAGCCAACCUAGUAAAGCUAUGGAGAAACCACAUAACCAGAUUCAGGAAGGUAAGACCACAACCGCAAAGACCCUACGGGAACCCACUAAAGCACUGGUGGGUGAGAAGGAAGGAAAAGACCCCCAGCCCAAGCCGAAAGAGGUCCAAAAGUUGGAGGAUGUUGAAGAGGUGGAGAUGCAGAAAGAUGAGCCCAAGAAGAAAGAGGAGCCUCAGCCUACCACCUCAAAUGUCACUUCCAGUCAGCCGCUAGUCUGUACGUGCCACCUCAGAAAGGCCAAUCACACCACAGCGUGAGAGCUUUUUCUGAAACAUGCAGGAAUGACCUUGAUCCCAAACUUUUUCUACUGGUAGAUAUGAUGCCCACACUCUUACUCUUUGUGUUCUUGUUGCUUUGCAACUUGUGUAUGUGCCAUCAGAGGAAGAGUGGAAAAAAAUGUUUUAUCA
Molecule: messenger RNA, 1190 nt
Organism: Sinocyclocheilus anshuiensis
Lineage: Eukaryota; Metazoa; Chordata; Actinopteri; Cypriniformes; Cyprinidae
Product: transmembrane protein 119
Exons: 2
Coding region: 366-1040 (224 amino acids)
Biological process (GO): positive regulation of osteoblast proliferation; positive regulation of osteoblast differentiation; positive regulation of bone mineralization
Cellular component (GO): plasma membrane
Source: RefSeq, a predicted model, not a curated record